AUCGACGAAUACAAUCGGAAAAAUUUGAAAUCUCGUCGAUGAAGAUGACUGCUAAGAUGCGCCGUGUAUUCCCGACGGCGUUCCUUCUCUUCUUUCUGGUUCCGGUGAUGAUUCCGGUUGGUGAGGCGGUGUGGCUAGAUGUGCCUCCCACCGGAACAAAGUGUGUAUCUGAAGAAAUCCAGAGCAAUGUAGUCGUUUUGGCUGAUUACCUCAUCAUCUCCGAGGAUCACGGCGUCAUGCCCACUAUUUCCGUCAAGGUGACGUCCCCGUAUGGCAACAAUCUGCACAACAUGGAAAAUGUAACGCAUGGACAAUUUGCAUUUACAACCCAAGAAUCCGGCAACUACUUGGCGUGCUUUUGGGCAGAUGCAAAGAGUCACGGAAACAAAAAUGUUAGCAUCAACAUUGACUGGAAAACUGGAAUCGCUGCUAAGGAUUGGGCCUCUAUUGCUAAGAAAGAGAAGAUCGAGGGUGUGGAGCUGGAGAUCAGGAAACUAGAAGGCGCAGUGGAAGCCAUCCAUGAAAAUCUACUCUACCUAAGAAACAGAGAAGCAGACAUGAGGACAAUGAGUGAGAAAACGAACUCGCGGGUGGCUUGGUAUAGUAUAAUGUCGCUAGGUGUUUGCAUUGCUGUCUCUGGUUUACAGGUCGGCGAUUACGUCGAUGUGAAGGUGAAUGGUGCGAUCCACAAGGGUAUGCCUCACAAGUUCUACCAUGGUCGUACUGGUCGUAUCUGGAACGUCACCAAGCGUGCCGUCGGGGUUGAAGUCAACAAACAGAUUGGCAACAGGAUCAUAAGGAAGAGGAUUCAUGUGCGUGUGGAGCAUGUGCAGCAAUCAAGAUGUGCUGAGGAGUUCAAGCUGAGGAAGAAGAAGAACGAUGAGCUCAAGGCUGCAGCCAAAGCCAGAGGUGAGACCAUCAGCACCAAGAGACAGCCUAAAGGACCCAAACCAGGAUUCAUGGUUGAAGGAAUGACCUUGGAGACUGUCACUCCUAUCCCUUACGAUGUUGUCAACGAUCUCAAGGGAGGCUAUUAUGGAGAAGAAGAAGAAGACAAGAUUAGGAGGCUAAUCAAAACAUACAGUUUCCUGAUUCCGGUCAGGAAACUGUGGAGUAUUGACGGAAUCACGAAACCGUGGAGAAUUAUGGGCUGCAAUUGCACCAAAGGAACACGACUUAAUAAUGAUAACGUCGACAACAACGAUACCAUUAUCAACAAUGUCAAUGUCAAGGAGAGUAGAAGCAAGCCUAAGAAAACCCCCAAGAAGAAGAAAAAAUCUAAAUCUGCUUCUUCCAGCAAAGACAACAAUGUAGGAUCCGAAGAAACAAGCAACGACAAUAAAGAAGCCUCCUUGACGUUGUUGAUACCCAUUGAUGCCAAGAACAAUGAUGAGCCCGAGAAGAAGGUGACUCUCGAGAGAAAGACUUCUAGAUUGGUGUUUCAGAGACGGCCAUCAGGUAUUGAGGUUGGUCCCAACAACAUAGGGACAUUGCAACAACCUAAGAUGACUAGAAUAAGCAGUGUUAGUAAUGGAGAAAGAGGAGCUCAGGUUAUGGCUGGUUGGCCUUCAUGAAAGAAAGACACUAGCAGUAAACAGAAUGAUUCAAAACAAGUAUCUAGAGAAUCUAAAGCUGUGCCAGCUCCAGACUCCAAUGCUGAGUCUCUGACAUCAAUACAAAAACGUCAAGGGCAGAAUAACCAGAUAAGCAAUAGUGAAAAGUUCAAUCCUGGUGAAGAUGCAGCUGGCUUCCGGAUAGAACCACUGAAGAAUGGAACUGCACAAGACGGUCACACUCGUUAUGGUGUGUCCUCAGUGAAUAGAAAUGGAGAGAAUGUUAUGAUGGGCUCGAGUCGGUCUCCUAGAAAAGAACUGAGGACACAACGGUCUUUUGUUCAACGCGGAACAGCACAAUUGUCAAGAUUUUCAAACUCGGUAGCUGCUAGAGAUGGAUCACAUUUCGCUAUUGCGAAUCCACGGUGGUUUGAAGAUAGUUAUAACAAUAAUAACGGAAGACAAAAUGGAGGUGAUUGGUCCCAACGUUUGGUGGUUAAACCCAAAGAUUCUACAAAACACAAAGAAUCUAUAACGGUUUACGGUGAAAAGAAAGAGAGAAUGCACUGCUCAGGGCCUUUGGUUUCUGCAGGAGGAAACUUGGAUGAAAUGCUGAAAGAACAUGAAAGGCAGAUUCAGUUAGCGGUUCGCAAAGCUCGGGUGGACAAGAAGACGAAUAGAGGCGAUAACAGACAGACUCAAGCGUCUCUUGCUGCAAAUGGCAGAUGAGAUACAUCAGAAAAGGAUAAGAAAGGAAGAAACUUUUGGGAUAUCAGGAAAAGGAGAAAGAAAGUGUUGAGGUUUUGCAAUGUAGAGUCAACUGAUCUCUGGUGGGGUCUUGUAUGAUAUUGUGUAAUUUGUUUCAUCUUGUAUGAUAUAAAAUUAUUAGUCCUAG
Arabidopsis arenosa is the source of this 2448-nucleotide messenger RNA. The record is from the annotation of a GenBank genome assembly. NCBI's taxonomy places the organism in Eukaryota, Viridiplantae, Streptophyta, Magnoliopsida, Brassicales, Brassicaceae.